Camelus dromedarius (Arabian camel) is the source of this 523-nucleotide messenger RNA. RefSeq names its product myosin light chain 10 (gene MYL10). The record is from RefSeq and is a predicted model, not a curated record. The transcript has 6 exons. Lineage: Eukaryota; Metazoa; Chordata; Mammalia; Artiodactyla; Camelidae. Gene Ontology annotation, molecular function: calcium ion binding. Gene Ontology annotation, cellular component: mitochondrion; cytoplasm. Bases 16 to 459 code for a protein of 147 amino acids.
UCCAAUGUCUUCUCCAUGUUUGAUCAGUCCCAGAUCCAGGAGUUUAAAGAGGCCUUCACCAUCAUGGACCAGAAUCGGGAUGGCUUCAUUGACAAGGAGGACCUGAGGGACACCUUUGCUGCCCUGGGCCGCAUCAAUGUGAAGAAUGAGGAGCUGGAGGCCAUGGUGAAGGAAGCCCCCGGGCCCAUCAACUUCACUGUCUUCUUGACCAUGUUUGGGGAGAAGCUGAAGGGUACGGACCCAGAGGAGACCAUUCUCCACGCCUUCAAGGUGUUCGACACUGAAGGGAAAGGUUUCGUCAAGGCUGAUUUCAUCAAAGAGAAGCUCAUGACGCAGGCCGACCGGUUCAGUGAGGAGGAGGUGAGUCAGAUGUUUGCUGCCUUCCCACCAGAUGUAUGUGGCAACCUGGACUACAGGAACCUGUGCUACGUCAUCACACAUGGCGAAGAGAAGGACUAGGUCACAGACCCCCCUGCACACACACUCAGAGGCAGCAAAACCCAGGGGGCAGGGUAGGGGGCAG